CCCCGAGACCCCGGGCGCCGGGCGGCGAGCCGGAGGAGGCGGCUUUCCUCGAUCGCGGGGAGCUCGAGGCGCCGGGGGCUCGCCGGCGAGGGGAGCGGAGAGCCGCGCCCGGCGCGCGGCGCGCCCCGCUCCCGCCCCCUGCACCAUGAGCUGGGGCACGGAGCUCUGGGAUCAGUUUGACAACCUAGAAAAACACACCCAGUGGGGAAUCGAUAUUCUCGAGAAAUACAUCAAAUUUGUGAAGGAGAGAACAGAAAUCGAGCUCAGCUAUGCAAAGCAACUCAGGAAUCUCUCGAAGAAAUACCAACCGAAGAAGAACUCGAAGGAGGAGGAAGAAUACAGGUACACGGCGUGCAAAGCCUUCAUUUCCACCCUGAACGAGAUGAACGAUUACGCCGGGCAGCACGAGGUCAUCUCCGAGAACAUGACGUCACACAUCACGGCGGAGUUGGCGCGCUACGUGCAGGAACUGAAGCAGGAGAGGAAAUCGCACUUUCACGACGGCCGGAAGGCCCAGCAGCACAUCGAGACCUGCUGGAAACAGCUCGAGGCCAGUAAGCGGCGGUUCGAGCGGGACUGCAAGGAGGCUGACCGCGCCCAGCAGCACUUUGAGAAGAUGGACGCCGACAUCAACGUGACCAAGGCGGACGUGGAGAAGGCGCGGCAGCAAGCUCAGGCCCGUCACCAGAUGGCCGAGGAUAGCAAAGCGGAUUACUCGUCCAUCCUGCAGAAGUUCAACCGCGAGCAGCACGAAUAUUACUACACGCACAUCCCCGCCAUAUUCCAGAAAAUCCAAGAGAUGGAGGAGAGAAGGAUCGUGCGCAUCGGCGAGUCCAUGAAGACCUACGCCGAGGUGGACCGGCAGGUGACGCCCAUCAUCGGCAAGUGCCUGGACGGGAUCGUGAAGGCAGCCGAGUCCAUCGACCAGAAAAACGACUCCCAGCUGGUCAUCGAGGCCUACAAGUCAGGGUUCGAGCCCCCGGGUGACAUCGAGUUCGAGGAUUACACGCAGCCCAUGAAGCGCACGGCGUCCGACAACAGCCUGUCCAGCUCCCGGGGCGAGGGCAAGCCCGAGCUCAAGUUCGGGGGCAAAUCCAAAGGCAAACUCUGGCCGUUCAUCAAGAAAAACAAGCUUAUGUCCCUCCUAACGUCGCCCCAUCAGCCUCCCCCCCCUCCUCCCACCUCUGCCUCAUCCUGUGCUGUUCCCAACGGCCCCCAGUCUCCCAAGCAGCCAAAGGAGCCCCUCUCCCAUCGCUUCAACGAGUUCAUGAUCUCCAAACCCAAAAUCCACUGCUUCCGGAGCCUGAAGCGUGGGCUUUCUCUCAAGCUGGGUGCGACGCCCGAGGAUUUCAGCAACCUCCCGCCCGAACAGAGAAGGAAAAAACUACAGCAGAAAGUGGAUGAAUUAAACAAAGAGAUCCAGAAGGAGAUGGAUCAGAGAGAUGCCAUCACGAAAAUGAAAGACGUGUAUCUGAGGAACCCGCAGAUGGGGGACCCGGCCAGUCUGGACCACAAACUCACGGAAGUCAGCCAGAAUAUCGAGAAACUGCGGCUGGAGUCCCAGAAAUUCGAGGCCUGGCUGGCCGAGGUGGAAGGGCGGCUCCCGGCGCGCAGCGAGCAAGCCCGCCGGCAGAGCGGGAUGUAUGAGCCGCAGCCCCCGCCGCCGCCCGUCACCAACUGCGCGCAGGACCGGGAGAGCAGCCCCGAUGGCAGUUACACGGAGGAGCAGAGUCAGGAGAGUGAGGUGAAGGUGCUGGGCACGGAGUUCGACGACGAGUUUGACGACGAGGAACCCCUUCCGGCCAUCGGCACCUGUAAAGCUCUCUACACCUUCGAAGGCCAGAACGAGGGGACCAUCUCCGUGGCCGAAGGGGAGAUGCUUUACGUCAUCGAGGAGGACAAAGGCGACGGCUGGACCCGCAUCCGCAGAAACGAAGACGAGGAGGGCUACGUGCCCACGUCCUACGUCGAAGUGUAUUUGGACAAAAAUGGCAAAGAUCCGUAAAGGCGGUCACGGGAGCCAGACCUCGGGGACCUGCCCUGGAAGCGGCCGCCUGUCCCCCUGCCCCGCCCCGGCCCCACCGUGCAGUGCCCCCUGAGGCUGGGCGCGGCCGAGGCGCCUCUGUGUGCAGUGACCCCGAGCCCCCCAGCUCUUCCUGACAGCAUGUCCCAGGGCCCCACGGGCUGCCUCUCCGCGGGCCGACCCCUGGCCCCCCGCGGGGUCACAGCGGGACACGCUGCAUCCACUGCUCCUUCCUGCGUCCCUCCCUCGGCCCUCGCCCACCCGGCGUGUCCAGGCCCGGCCACGGAUCACACUGUGCCUUCGUGAGACUCGCCACUGGUCCCCUGGGGGGACCCACGGAUCAGGCACUCAGGGGACCCGUUUCCCGCAGGAAGGUGCCCACGGGGGGGCGCUUGUUGAGUUCCCGCGUGUCCACACCCAGCCCGUGCACACACGUGCAUGCACACACUCCAUGGCGGGCGCCCGCGUGCCCCGCACACUCACGCCCCACACAUGCAUGCUCGCACUCCCCCCGGCACAUAUUUCGGGGGCCCUGUCAUCAGGGGCCUGCAAGGGGCUCCCUGCAAACCCGCUUCCCGCCCCCGGGCCAGCCCUGCGUCCACCUUCCCUGAGGUCCAGCAGAGGCCCAGCGCCACCAUCGGGCCCCUGACGGAGCGAGCCUUUGCCCCGGCUCCUGUCCACGUAGCACUUAGCGCCCCCGUCGCCAGAGACCCACGGGCCUGGUGCACCCCCGGCCCCUGGAGGCGGCCGCCAUGCCUUACAGCGAGGAGCCCAGCAGGAGACGACCCCCGGGCAGCUGCCCCUGGAGGUCGGGCGUCACUCACUGGCCGCCUACCUGAGCCUCGCCACAUUCAUGAUGCCCAGAAGGAAGCCGCCUGGGGGUGAGGGGCCCUGGGGUGGGCCAGGCCUUCGUUCAGGGGAGUAGGAUGGUUUUUCGGCAAACCCAGGUACCCAGUGCCACUGUCCUCCGGGUCAGUUCCACCAACCCACCAGCGACAGUCGGGAGGAAGGGGCUCUGGGGGGGGGCGAGAGCUGGGGACCGUCCUCUUCCGCCCCUGAAGCUGGACCCGAAUCGGGGACGGAGCGCCCUGCCUCCACUGGCCUCUCACUCUCCAAAGAAGACAGGCUGGAGCCGGGAAUGGCCCCGGGGCGCCCCGUGCCCACUGGGGGGUGGGGGGGUGGGCUUCCAGCAGCCUCUGUGUUUCCGUCGCGUCCGUGGCCAGCCCCGUGUUGCACGCACAUUUCGUCUUCCAUCCGGGAUAGGUUCAUUUCUCACCAGGUAGGGGAAGGGUGGAUCCAGCGGUCUGCCUCCCGGGUGUAGACUCCCAUGUCCACUAUGCUUGUGCCCUCCGGCCCCCCGCGCCUCCUGCCCUGGGCCACCUUCGUCCUGAACAGAACUGAGGCGUUUGCAGCCUGCGCCCCCCACCCCCACCAGCCACGGCGUCCGUGAGAUGCUGAGUUACGCUGCGAGGGCCCGGAGCCCAGGGCUGCCCACUGGCUCCCCGCCGAGGCUCAGGACGGCUUCCCCAGAGUAGAAACGCGUCUCCCCAGAGCCCUCCUGACGCCCUGGCUGCUGAUGGCGUCAGACAUUCUGGUGUCGGGAGAGCCAGGAUGGACAGCAGGGCCGGCCCGGGGAGCCUCUGAGGCAAAGUGGGCUCAGUACCCCACUCUGGGGGCUUUGGACGGGGGACGGUGCGGGCAGGACCACGGCGGCCCCGCCUGGUCCCGGGCCCCGGAGGGCCAGUGCCUCGCCUCACUCUCAGCUUCAGGGGCAUCCCCCGUGGCCACCGCCCCGGACGGCCUGUGGGGUCUCCGGAGAAGGAACCAAACCAAAUCAAGCGCUUCCCUGGGCAGGCGCGGGUGCGAGGCCUCGUAACUGUUCACCCUCUACACAGUAAAUAAAAGUGGUAACUUCC
Sorex araneus (European shrew) is the source of this 3939-nucleotide messenger RNA. It is a transcript of the gene FNBP1, whose product is annotated as formin binding protein 1. The transcript has 17 exons. Gene Ontology annotation, biological process: signal transduction; endocytosis. The coding region runs from base 146 to 2005 and encodes 619 amino acids. The record is from RefSeq and is a predicted model, not a curated record. Lineage: Eukaryota; Metazoa; Chordata; Mammalia; Eulipotyphla; Soricidae. Gene Ontology annotation, molecular function: protein binding.